This is a messenger RNA of Eptesicus fuscus (big brown bat), 993 nucleotides long. Its product is annotated as complement factor H-related protein 1-like. The transcript is spliced from 6 exons. Lineage: Eukaryota; Metazoa; Chordata; Mammalia; Chiroptera; Vespertilionidae. The record is from RefSeq and is a predicted model, not a curated record. Bases 1 to 993 code for a protein of 330 amino acids.
AUGCUGUUCCUAGUCCAGGUCCUCCUCACCCUGUGGGUCUCCUCGGCUCAUGGACAAGGAAGAACUUGUGAUUUUCCAGAAAUAAAACAUGGAAGCAUAUAUGAGGAAAACAGAUAUAAGCCAACCUUCCCAGUGGCUACGGGGAAAUACUUCUACUACUCCUGUGACCACAGCUUCGUGUCUCCUUCACGGUCACUCUGGACUCAAAUAAACUGCACGGAGGGAGGAUGGUCGCCCACCCCGAGGUGUAUCCGACAGUGCUUCUUCCCGUGGGUGGAAAAUGGCCAUUCCACAUCUGCAGGGCGGACGCACCAGGAAGGGGACAGCGUACAGAUCGUCUGUGAUAAGGGCUACAGCCUCGCCAAUAACCAGGAUGUCAUCACGUGUGCGGAACGGGGCUGGUCUACGCCCCCGACAUGCAGCCGCAUCAAGUCCACAGACAAAUGUGGGCCACCUCCUGCUAUUGACAAUGGAGACAUUACCACCUUCCCAUUGUCAGUCUACGCUCCCGGGUCUUCAGUGGAGUAUCAGUGCCAGGCCUACUAUGAACUUGAGGGAAACAGGAGAAUAACGUGCCGUGAUGGACAGUGGUCUGAGCCACCUAAAUGCUUAGAUUCCACAGGAAAAUGUGGGCCCCCUCCCGUUAUUGACAAUGGAGACAUUACCACAUAUCAAAGAGCAGUCUACGCUCCCGGGUCUUCAGUGGAGUAUCAGUGCCAGGCCUACUAUGAACUUGAGGGAAACAGGAGAAUAACGUGCCGUGAUGGGGAGUGGUCUGAGCCACCCAAAUGCUUGGAUGCAUGUAUACUAUCAGAAGAAAUCAUGAGAGAACAUAACAUAGAGUUGCAAUGGUCAUAUGAGAAAAAAUUUUAUUCUAGAACAAACGAUUAUACUGAAUUUAGGUGUCGACGUGGGUAUCGUGCAGUGUCACCAGCAUCUGCAUUCCGAGCACAAUGUCGAGAAGGGAAAAUGGAGUAUCCCACUUGUGCGUAA